AUGGACGGCUCCCAGUACCACUCUAAUGUCAUAGGCACAUCAGCACCUAGCUAUCAUCCGUCGCCAGCAGCAAUCUCGCCUCACCAACUCCAGAACGGUCACCUUCCGCCGCACACGCUCCCCCCUCUGCAACCUCACAAUCCAGCCAUGCAGUCCGUGUACAACAGCCACCCGCACACGCCGCGCACCCCAGGCACCUCAAACCCCCCUACGCCUACCAACAUGAGCAACUACCCUCCCCCGCCUCAGAACAACCAACGCGGUGGUUAUCAGCAAAUGAUGCCGAACCCAUACCCUCACCAGGGCUAUGCUACUUCGGCGUCCAUGAUGCCCCAGUCCUCGGUAGCAGCAUCGCACCCGCAACCCAUUGCCCCUGCACCCGCGAGUCGACCUCCGGUGCUUCGGCCCAUGCCUGCUGGCGGUGUCAUGCCCCAGUCCGGCUUGUCCUCGCCGUAUGGCCAGAGCCCGCUCAUGCCUCACCAGCCGUCUAUUCUGCAAGAGACUGAGCAGCCUACCCAUGUCGUCGGCUCUCAGGGACGCCGUGGCAUUUUGCCCAGCGCGCCUGGAAGACCUGCCGCCCCGACAGGGCCCGGAUCUGCCAAGAGCACCGUGAUUCCCCAGAAAGAUGCCGACGGCAAAUUCCCGUGUCCUCACUGCACCAAAACGUACCUGCACGCCAAGCACCUGAAGCGCCAUCUUCUGCGCCACACCGGUGAUCGCCCUUACAUGUGUGUUCUUUGCCGGGAUACCUUCUCUCGUAGUGAUAUUCUCAAGCGCCACUUCCAAAAGUGCUCGAUUCGACGAGGAAACCCCACCGGCGCCAGUCACUUGUCCCAUCCAUCGGCUCACGUGAAGAAGCACCAGGCAGCACAAGCCAAGGCCGCUGCAGAGGGUGAGCUUAACCAAAUGAACGGUAUCAACAACAUGCAAGGUGAUGGUGUCGUUCAUCCUUUCGGCAUGGUCCCCAUGGCCGACGGAUUGACAAACAUGAGCAACGAGCAGAGCCAGCUGUCAAGAUCCAGCAGCAUUAGUCGCAUGGACGACAACCGUGACAGACGCAGCAUGACUGGCGGUGGAUCCGUCUAUGGUGGCGGCGACGUCCAGAACUCCAUGGCCUCCAACAUUAACCCUCAGUUGGCCAACUACAGCAUGCCUCAGGGCCAGAAUGGCAUGCAAAUGUUUGCAGGAUCAAACUCAAACCAACAGAACCUUGAUUGGUCCAUGUUCCAGGCUGGUGCGCAAGAUACCUACGCAAAUUCGUUUCAACCUCCUAAUCUUGGGCAGACGCAGGUCGGAACGAAAACAGAACAUCAUAAUUCAGAUGCCGAGAGAGCAGCCGCCGUGACCGAUGCAAACGACCGAUCGCUUUUCUUUUCCAAUUGGGACACAAGUUCGACGAUACAUGAUCCCUACCAACACAUUUCGACCCAAAUUCACGGCUUCUUCCACCCCCCGGGUACGGUCGUCACGUCGCAGACGGCUGGCAUCACCAACUUUUACUCGCCAGCAAAUAUCAAAGAUUUCCUCGAGCAAUAUAGCCAUUAUCAUUGCCACUUCUCUUUUCUCCAUAUUCCAACAUUCCGCAUUUUGGAAGCAUACACUGGCCUUCUCGCCAGUAUGUGCUGCAUUGGAGCCUGUUACUCGGCCCAUGUCUCGCCCAAUCAAGUUCGUGAGGUUAUGAAUUUCUUGAAGAUAGCCUUGGAGCGAGACUCAAACCUGUUCUCUGGUAACGCUAAUGGAGACAACAAAGCCACCGAUGUCGCAUCCGACAAUGAGCACAGGGCACUGGAGAAGUUACAGGCCCUCGUUCUCUUGUCUCAACUAUUGGUUUGGAAUGGCACUCCGUUCCAACGGGAGAGCGCUAGGAGACUGUUUCCGCAGGUCGCCGAUCUUUCGCGCAGAUUUGGCCUGUUGCAAGUUUCCUCGCCGCCCGGGCUCUACAGCGUUCUUCAUCAGCCGAACCUGGCGCUACAGAACAUUAGCCCAGGAAAUUUUGAUUGGAGCCUGUGGAUCCGCCAGGAGGGCCGUAUUCGACUGAUGCACAUGUUGUACUUGUCUGAUGUCGCGUACGGGCUUUACUUCAAUUUGGAUGCUCAAUUCGACAGCUCGGAGAUGCAAAUCCCGCUACCGGCUGAUGACGCGGCCUGGGAAGCUUCAAACCCCACCGAGUGUGCCGAAGCUCUUCAUCUGUAUGGAUCGGAGGUUGCAAAAGCCAGAAAUCCCGACGGAUCUCAGCGUAGCAAGCAGCCAGAACUCAGCCUCGCCAUGCGUGCCCUUCUCCACGAGUCGUAUCAGAUCCAUCCCGGAAGCACGAAUUUGUACGGAAAGUUCAUACUCAUCCAUGCUCUGCUGGCUCAAAUUCGCCGUGCGCAACUCGAGGGUGCUGUUGCCAACAUGAGUCGGUCUGCAACUCCGCUUUUGCAGAACGAUUGGAUCUUCAAGUCCGACGGCGCCGGUGGGGUGGUGAGCGCUCAGAACAGCGGACGCGCGACCCCUGUGUCUGGUCAGUCGUGCCAACUGGCCCCUCCAGUACUGAAGACUUUUGCCAUUGCUCUGGACAAAUUCAAGUCGAACUGGGAUAUGGAUAUGGCCAUACAAUUUCCUCCCUCAGUACCCAAUUCCAGGCGGUACGGAUUCUCCAGAGAUGGUAUUCAUUUCUACUAUCUCGCAAGGUGGCUGCUUCAGCAUACUGAAGCUCAGGACCUUCGUCUACCGGCAGAUCAUCGGUUUGCCCGGGUCAUACAGCUUCUCAAGAAUGUCAAAACAUGGGUAUUGGAAGAUGGUGCAAAGAGAGGUGAAGAGCUCGGUUCUGUGGGCGAAAUUGACAACGAAUUCGGCGUGGCCGAUCUGACCCUCAACAUGGCGGACUUGUUCAAACCUCUGCCUCAGGUGGUCAAAUCGCCUCAUAUGCCGUCCAUUAGGACCGAGAUCUGA
Messenger RNA from Pestalotiopsis fici W106-1, 2934 nucleotides. RefSeq lists its product as uncharacterized. The transcript is spliced from 2 exons. Gene Ontology annotation, molecular function: zinc ion binding; DNA-binding transcription factor activity, RNA polymerase II-specific; RNA polymerase II cis-regulatory region sequence-specific DNA binding. Bases 1 to 2934 code for a protein of 977 amino acids. Lineage: Eukaryota; Fungi; Ascomycota; Sordariomycetes; Amphisphaeriales; Sporocadaceae. Gene Ontology annotation, cellular component: chromatin. The record is from RefSeq and is a predicted model, not a curated record. Gene Ontology annotation, biological process: regulation of transcription by RNA polymerase II; DNA-templated transcription.